Molecule: messenger RNA, 895 nt
Organism: Gamsiella multidivaricata
Lineage: Eukaryota; Fungi; Mortierellomycota; Mortierellomycetes; Mortierellales; Mortierellaceae
Exons: 3
Coding region: 145-834 (229 amino acids)
Source: RefSeq, a predicted model, not a curated record
GACGAUCAAGAAUACUUGCCUCGGAAGAAGGAAGAAGAAAUUCCUUGCUGGCGGUGGACCAACCUCGAAGGACCGGGACCGACUUCCAGUAAAGUCAAUGGACCUCAUUUUGUCCUUGAUGAUAUUGAUAUCACGAGCACAUUAAUGGCUAAACGCGAGCAGUUAAUUCCGCUGGAAAGCGACCUCAUACAUGUCCAUGAUCUACUGGCACUCAAUUUUAUAUUCAUUGAGGACUUCAUGCUUACGUGCCUUCCAAAAGACGUCGUAGCAAAAAUUCUCAGAGUGAAUAUGUCCCCUCCUGUUAUGCAAGACAGGGUUCUUCUUGACGAAUGCUCAACUUCUGCUCUCAACGGCAAGAACCAGCUUGAUGAAACUCUCGCAGACAUCACAAGACGGGGAGGGUGGGAAAGCCCAAUGUUUUUGGCCAUCCAGUUGCUUAGUGCUUCGGGCGCUCUUUGGAAUCGUAGCAAUGGAGGCAGUGAGAACGAGGGCACUUACCAGAAACAUUUUGUGGAUCCUAUUUUCACUGCGUUUUUCAGUAAUGUUAACCUAACCACAGGGUGGAAUCAAUAUCGCCUAUCAACACCUCCCGACCACAUAGAGGACCUUUCUCCAGAUUUCCUCGCGAUGAAAUCAAACCUGCCUUUGGUUGUAGCAGAAGUCAAAAGACCCGGAGCCAGCUUGAAAAAGAUGGCGAAGGAUAGGCAGAGGCUUGGCAUGAUGAAGCUCUCGCUGAACAUGAUGCUGAGAAAAAGGGUCGAGGAUCCCGUUGUCAUCGGCGUGGUCGUUCAAGGUACGGUUCAAAAUCAUGUCAUGAAUCGCCCGAGCAAUUAAAUAUCCAUUUGUCUGGAGGCUAACCGCUGUAACCAUCAUCGUUUGCAAGACUCCUUCUUCG